AUCCAAUCUUGUUCAAUUGUCUGCCCGUUGACCGUUGCUGUUGAGAAUCAAACCGAUAAGUCCGGAGCCCCUGAGAUAAGGGAACGUGGGAAUUUUACCACUUGCAAUCGAGGGCAGUCGCUCGCUACUUGGUACUUCAGGUAUGACCAUCUCUCUUCUGCUCCACUGAAAGGACGAGAUUUUCCAAGAUGAGCGUUAAAGAAAACGAGGAUUCCGUUUCCAGGAAAUCCAUUGAAUCAGUAGAGAAGCAGGAGAAAAGUCCCGAGGUUUACGAUGGACCUCCUCUGAAGUAUCCAAAAUCUGUCUUUUUCAUCAUCACGAACGAGUUCUGCGAGCGAUUUUGCUACUAUGGCAUGCGAACUAUUCUGGCACUGUAUUUGACGGACUGGCUUUUAUACAGUGAAGACACUGCCACUGUCGUCUACCAUGCGUAUAUUGUUCUUUGCUAUUUCACUCCAAUUUUGGGCGCCAUCAUUGCAGACAGUUGGCUCGGCAGAUUCAAGACCAUCUUGAUUUUGUCUCUCGUUUACGCCGUGGGAAGUGUUUCAAUAUCUAUGUCAGCCAUUCCUGAUUUCAUUCCACCAGAGGCCUUUACAUACGUUGGUCUUGUCCUGAUCGGCCUGGGAACUGGAGGAAUAAAACCGUGCGUCUCUGCAUUUGGUGGCGACCAAUUUGUGGUGCCGGCGCAGGAAAAGCAGCUGCAAAAGUACUUCUCCGUUUUCUACCUGGCGAUCAACGGUGGAAGUCUCGUGUCCACUUUUAUCACCCCCAUUCUUAGGGAGGACGUCGAAUGCUUUGGCAGGGACGAUUGCUACUCCUUGGCGUUUGGUGUUCCUGCCAUUCUUAUGCUCGUUUCGAUCGUCAUAUUUGUGGCCGGAAAACCAUUAUACAAGUGCAAAGAACCAGAGGGAAACAUUGUGCUCCAAGUCUGCAAAUGCAUUGGACACGGAAUUGUUAUGAGAGUGAAAAACCGCAAGGAGAAAAAGGAGCAUUGGCUGGAUCAUGCCGCAGACAAAUAUGACCAGAAACUUAUUCAUGACGUCAAACUUGCCUUGAGGAUUUUGUUCAUGUUCUUGACUGUCCCUAUUUUCUGGGCUCUGUACGAUCAACAGGGCUCUCGUUGGACUUUCCAAGCUACCCGAAUGGAUGGCCAACUGGGCGAAAUUGUCAUCAAGCCUGACCAGAUGCAGGUCGUUAACCCCAUCAUGAUCGUUGUGCUGAUUCCUGUCUUUGAGGUGGCCGUUUAUCCUUUGUUCAAGAAACUCAACAUUUUGCAAAAGCCUUUGACCAAAAUGGGUGUUGGUGGAUGUCUGGCCGGUCUGGCUUUUGUGAUAUCCGCCCUGGUUGAGUUGGCCAUAAAACCUUCCGCGGCCAUUCUUCCUGUCAGUGGAGAGGCGCAGCUCAGGAUUUACAACACCAUCAAUUGUCCGAUCAUCAUUUCGGCGACGGGAGCCGUCACCAUUGAUGAAUUUGAAAUCAGUCCCCUCGCGUCCUGGGAAAGGUUGCACAUAGCCGCUCAGGAUGCUGGACAAACAUUCACCCUUGUCGCCCAACCUUCAGAUUCUUGCGAUUCCGGUAUUAAUCUGAGGAAUUUCAAUGUCGAAAUAAGAGGAAAUACCGCGCAAAAUUAUGUUUUGCAUAAUGGAAUUGGAGCUUCUACCCAAAUAUCAUUAACUGCCCGAUUUGAAGAUUCUCCUGAUAAGAAUCGCGAUGGCACUGGCAAAGUCAGAGUUGUUGUCAACCCAAUUGAUUCUGGAAACAAUGUCGUGCAGUUCCUGGGAGCCAGAGGAUAUACCUUUACGGUCGAUCAGAACACCCUGGAGUCUGAAAUUCAAAAUUUGGAAGCUGACGACUAUGAAGUUUUUCUGAAUUCGGAGAGAAUCGGCUCCACUCACUUGGUCAAGGGUGGCGGCGUCUACACAUUUUUGUUUGACGAAGAAACCCCCACGAUACUAAGCAGGCAAAUUGUCACGCCUGAAAACAACGUCAAUAUGAUGUGGCUCAUCCCCCAAUAUUUUAUCAUGACCACUGGAGAAAUUCUGUUCUCGGUCACUGGUCUCGAAUUUGCCUUCACUCAGGCUCCUUUGACUAUGAAAUCGGUUAUGGUUGCUGGAUGGUACAUUGCCGUAGCGGUUGGAAACUUAGUAGUGAUUUUUGUGGCCGAAGCAAAGAUCUUCGAAGAACAAAUGUAUGAAUAUUUGCUCUUUGCCGGAUUGAUGUUUGCCGGAAUGAUAAUUCUCUUCAUCCAAGCCUGGGGUUACAAAUAUGUGACGAUUGCAACUGAAGAAUCAGAGGACAAUUUAAAAAAAUUGGAAGAUAAGAGAUCGAGUAUUAGCAGCGAGCACAAACAUGAAUGACUGUCUCAAUCGUGAUAUGAUACACAAGUGGAAUGCCCUUUGUGCAUAUCUUAAGUGUUAUUCCAACUUUUCUUGAUCAAAUAAACCAAACUUCUAAUUAAUAGUAA
This is a messenger RNA of Neocloeon triangulifer, 2464 nucleotides long. RefSeq names its product peptide transporter family 1-like. Gene Ontology annotation, biological process: transmembrane transport; oligopeptide transport. Gene Ontology annotation, molecular function: dipeptide transmembrane transporter activity. Gene Ontology annotation, cellular component: membrane. The record is from RefSeq and is a predicted model, not a curated record. Bases 189 to 2357 code for a protein of 722 amino acids. The transcript has 14 exons. Lineage: Eukaryota; Metazoa; Arthropoda; Insecta; Ephemeroptera; Baetidae.